Messenger RNA from Bombyx mandarina (wild silkworm), 599 nucleotides. RefSeq lists its product as uncharacterized. The record is from RefSeq and is a predicted model, not a curated record. Lineage: Eukaryota; Metazoa; Arthropoda; Insecta; Lepidoptera; Bombycidae.
AUGACCGAAAUGUCAACUGAAUGGGAAUCGGAGUCAGAGAUCAAGAAACCCGUAAAGGAUGUGCCGGUAGUUCAAGAUCAAGGUCUUUUCAAACACGAUACUGGUGAUACUUACGACGGAUACUUUGAAGCGAAAAAGAAAGAUCGAAGUGUUAAGAUGCAUGGACCAGGAGUGUACAUUACGGCUGAAGGGGACAGCUACAAGGGCGUUUGGGAGAACGAUCGCCUAGGAGCAAACGAUGAAGUAACUAUACAUUUUUCUGAUGACGCAAGAUACGAAGGUCAAUUGAAAGAUUGGAGUUUCUGGGGUCCUGGAAAGUAUUACUAUCCGGAUGGAAGUGUUGUUCGUUGUGAUUUUAACGACAACUGUCCAGUUGGGAAUAUGGUAUUAAGUGAUCCAAACGGACAUGUCUGGCUUGGGAAAGCGGAGCUAGGCUGUGGAUGGUUCGGGCCAGUGAAUCAUUUUUAUGAGAUGUUGGAGAAAACACGGGACGUGUCUCGUAAGCACGUUCCAAAGAUGAAAGAGGAUUCCGUUAAAGCCCAGUUGCAGAAACCUAUAAAAGCUGAACAAUAAUGAUUUUAAUAGUAUCUACAGAUAUU